This is a messenger RNA of Pungitius pungitius (ninespine stickleback), 2237 nucleotides long. RefSeq lists its product as uncharacterized. The transcript is spliced from 4 exons. Lineage: Eukaryota; Metazoa; Chordata; Actinopteri; Perciformes; Gasterosteidae. Bases 388 to 759 code for a protein of 123 amino acids. The record is from RefSeq and is a predicted model, not a curated record.
CGAUAAAAGUCAUCGCUCAUAUUCAUAUGUUUGAUUCAUACAAAUAACCCUUGUGAUUCAGCUUAACCAUCAUUUUGAUUCAACAAAGGGCUGAUAUACAUUCUAGGCUUUGCACUCCAGUGCGUGUACACACACACACAGACACACACACACAGACGCACACCGCCCCCCUCGUCAAACUGCACUCCGCUCCAGUGAGUUUUCCCUCCCAGUCGUACACCUGAGGAGAGCCCUCUCUGGACUGCAGGUCCGUGGUGUGUUCACCUGACAUCCGGAGUUUGUCCACAGAGCUCUAAUAAUGGUAAUGGAGAGCAUUCCCGUUCUGAAGUAAGACACAAUUCUUUACAUCCGAUCUUCCUGGGCAUCCUGGGCUUCGGCCUCUCCAUCAUGUUCUGCACAACCUUCUGCAGGGUGUGCAGUCGCUUCCGAGAGGAGCAGAUGAACCGGGAGGCGUUGAGACGCAGUGAGCAGGACACUCGCCCUCCCCCCAUCUUUUUCAUCCCCUUCCACGGAGGGAUGUCACAGCAGGACAGCGAAGACCAACCCGGGGGGGGCGGGCCCCGCAUCAGCCUGGAGCUCCACUCGCCGCCCCGAUACAGCAACGUGGUCUUCUGCGGGCCCCCGCCUUCCUACAACGAGCUGGGGUUGAAGCCCGACGACCUGCCCCCGGCUUACACCGAGUACAGCGUCCCCGUGUAUCAAAUCGCUCCCCCGCCCCCCAGGGACAGGAGCCAGCCUCAAGCGCAGCCGCAGCAAUGAUGGGCCCUGCCCUCGGCCCGGGUUGGACCGCCUCGUGGACUCGAGUGAGCGGCCGCUGGAGUCGGCAAUGUCUUAAAGAUUGUUUUGUUGUGCUUGUAUUUUUAUUUUUUGGGGGGGUUAUGAAGGUGAGGAUGCCACAGAGGGGGACGAGCGCUGCAGGGACGGUGAUGAACGUGAGAAAGCAUUAUUUCCUCCAACGAGGAGUUUUCUGCUUUUGGUUUGUUUGUGUGUUUCGAUUUUUCAUUUCCAGGAUCCCUAAAUCACUUUGGAAGUUUUAAUGAAAUAAGAGUAAAUUCAAGUGUCAAUGUGGAUUCAAUGGGGGCCACUAUGUGGCCAUUUAUAAUGCACUUUGUUGUGUCUCAUGUCUCCUGAAUGAUGAGGUGUGUCCUCCGUAUUAGCGACUGCACAGAACCUAAAUUAAAAUGAUUUUCCACUACUUACUUACUAUUUCUUUUAAUGCAUUAGAAUGUAUUUUGUUGUUUUUUGUUGUUAAACUCAAAUUUUAAUAGACAAAUUCAUACCUCAUGAUUACAUCACUCAGCAUAUUUCCAUGUGUAUUUAUUGUAGAUAUGAUUCAAAACAUCUAAAUGUACAACAAGUGGAGAAGAUUGUUUAGUCUUAGUCUUAUUAUGUGAUAAAUGUAAACUUUAAUAUGCAACAGUGAACAGAGUAGCAACCAGAGACACUUUGUGAAUGAAGUCAUUGUUUUUACUUGCGCUAAUUGUUUUUUGUAACUGAAUGAUGCUUUUAAAUAUAGGAACCCAUCUCCAAAGGACUUGAUGGACCAAAGCAACAGCUGGAUAUAACGUCACUUGACGUUGGCUGUAGUUUGACUUGAUAUAAUAUUGUUCUCAUUGCAUGUUAAAUGUUAAGGGUAUUUACCUGAUAUCUUAAAGCAGUUUCUUUGGGAGUUUUCUUGAGAAAAAUGACCUUUCUGUACCUUUAUUAAAUGAGGACAACAUGUGAAUUAUAUAUUUAUAAAUCAGGAAAGAUUAGAAGAAUAUUAUAAAUUUUGGCUGAUUAUAUCUACCAUACUUUUAUGGACACAUUAGAUGUUCAUAAUGAUAUUUCUGUUAAUAAAUAAAUACAGCCUGUAACUGAGCUUUCCGUUGUAUAUUAACAUUUAAGUGCCGCCAGCUGACUUUGAGGUGAAGUGGGAAGGUCGUUACGUGCCAUUCACUCUGACUUUUUUAACCUUCCUCACUUUUCAACACUCCAGCAGGAUCCACUUUUACAGCAAAGGUAUAACCUACGUAUAUAAAUAUAUUAAAUUGUUCAACAACAACCUUAACUCUCCAGGUAGAUAAUUUAAAUGUGUCACUUUUGUUACUUUUACAGCAACUGGAUGUGGUGUUGCAUUUCAUGCAUGUGUGUGUGUGUGUGUGUGUGUAUGUGUGCAUUAGCUUGAAUCUUUCUUCCUGUUGUCAUUAUUGUGUCAGAGUGUAAUCGUAUAACUAAAGCAUUGCCAUAACCCUGCU